Molecule: messenger RNA, 681 nt
Organism: Xenia sp. Carnegie-2017
Lineage: Eukaryota; Metazoa; Cnidaria; Anthozoa; Malacalcyonacea; Xeniidae
Exons: 2
Coding region: 1-681 (226 amino acids)
Source: RefSeq, a predicted model, not a curated record
AUGGUCCACGAUGAAGGAUAUCUGGUCGCAAGGAAACUUUUUAAGGAGAAUUAUGGUCAAAAUUAUAGAAUAGCUACGGCCUACUUACAACGAAUAAUGGAGGGACCCUUAAUCAGAGCUAAAGAUGGCGAAGCACUUCGAAGAUUCUCUGUAUUGCUUAUCAGCUGCAAAAACACACUUAAAGAAAUAGGUUAUCUCAACAAACUUGACAAUCUGGGUAGUUUGCAAAAUAUUAUCCGUAAAUUACCUUAUUCUAUCAGACAAAAAUGGUGUGACAUAGCAGACGAUAUAACAAGUAAUAAGAAAAGAGAGGUAACUUUCGAAGACAUCUCAAGAUUUGUCGAGGUGAAAGCGAGAGCAUUAAAUCAUCCUAUUUUCGGCAAGAUUAAUAAUGAUUCAAAAGUUAGAAUUGCUCAAGAUCCUAAAUUUCCUCGAGCUCGAUCAAACACGUCAUUUAGUGCGAACCAACUGCUAGAAGAGCUUGGUAUUUCUGGAGAGAAAACUAUUGUUUCACUCACUACCUUAAGGAAUGAAAACACUUUAACAGAAUGUCACGUUGUUGAAUUAGAAGUGUUUUAUUUAAAUGAAAUAAGCAUAAUUGAGCUUCCUACGUUGUUUUCUACAAAAAAGCUUCCAGUCGACGAGUCUAGCAUUCUAACGCAAGCAGACAUCGAUCGGUGA